AUUGUCUGAUUUUUUUUUUUUUAAUUAAUAUUUUUGGAUGAUUGCGAAGCUCAUUGUUUGGUUUCAUGGUCAUUUUUCUCCAAUUCAUUGUUGAAAAACAUGUGAUUUCAUUUGUGGCCAAUUUUUGACUUCAGAUGGUAACUGAUAUUUAGCUUCGUAAUAAUUUUUUUUUGGGGGGUUAGUUUCAGUUUUAGAUAGGAUUAUCUUUUAUUCCUAAAAGCUAUAUAAAAGGGUUAUGGAUGGGUUGUAUUUUGGUGGGACGAUUGAUUAAUGAAAUAUCAAUACGUUGGGUAUUGAGGUGCUGAUGCCUUGGUGCACUUGAUCAGCUGGCAACCCCUAAAUGUUGAUUCUUAGGGUUAUCUUUUUUUGUUUUUUGGUUCUCAUAAUUUCUUCUGCAUCAACUUCUUUCUCUGGUGUCCUAUUAGGUCAUUUUCACGUAUGGUGAUUUGACAGGUGUUUAUGUUCAACAUUUAGGGGCUUUAUAUUGAAAUUACUUUUUUCUCACAAAUAACAGUUUAUUAUCUAAGAUUUGUUAUAUAAUUUUUUUGUAAAAAUGCUGCGGACGUAUCAUUUUUCUCUUUUGAAGCCAUUGCAGCCUCCUCGUGUUGCUUUUCAACUUCCAAAAAUUGCACUUGAUGUUCCAGCUUCUUUGCUUAUCUUGCUUCUUCUUCUUCUUCCUUUUUUGGUGGGGACCGUGGGGUGCUUUUUGUUUUAUUUUUGGUUGAUGACCAUUCAAGGUUAUGUUAGAGAAGCCAUCCCCAAAGUUAGUUGAGGUUCCUAAUUGCUGUUGUGAUUCUAAUCUUGUUGAGUUUUAUUCUAUAAGGAGGAUUUAAUUAUCACUUCCUGUUGUGAGAUGUAAAAGUUAAGAUGGUAAAAAAGUGAAAAGUUAAAAAGGUAGUAAAAACAUAAAAUGUUAAUUCUUUUUCCAUCGUAACAUUUACAUAUUCUAACCAAGUGGUAACUACAGUCUCUUUUUUUUUUUUUUUUUGAUAGAUAUAAUAAAAUUUCAAUUUAUAAUGUUUAUUCCAUUAUGACCGUUCUUUAUCAUUAUGCCAAAGUAUUAAUCAAAAUUAUUGGCAGAUUUUGAACCAUAAUUUGUUUAUUUAACCAUAAAAAAUUUUAUUAAUUAAAUUUAUGAGAACCAACUCUAAUUAGAAUGUUUAUCUAUUGCACCAUAUGUAAAUCUGGAUUAUAAAACGUGUUCAAUGAAAAGACAAUACGCUCAAAAUUUUAAUUUUCCCAUGACUUUCUCUCUCUUUUUUUCUUCUCAAAUAACAAAAAAUUUGAUACCACAAGAAAUGUAUAAUUUUUGCCACAACUAUUCAUGUGAUUGAUUGAUUGUGAUUGGAGGUAAAAAGUAAUGAUCUCCAGUAUAUUAAAGUGAUAUACAAUAAAUCAUAGUCCUAGUCCACCCCGUAAGAAAGUUGUGGCAAAAACUGUGAUUUAUUUUUGUUUAUGGUUUUAGAAGAACUCCUACAAUAAUGUCAUUUAUUUAUUCCGCUUUGGCCACACCCCUUCCUCUCUUUUUCGUGCAACUUGAGACCCCCCUUUUAACUCUAUCCGGUACAACAUCAUUGUCCGGUUCCCACAUGGCCAUUAUUUCCAGAUUGUUAACGUUUCAGGUCAUAGAUUCAUGUCAUCUUAUCUAUGUAUUUUGAUCUUCUGAUUUAUUUUUUGUUUCUUUAAUGUUAUAAUUUUGAAUAUCGUUUCUUUUAUGUAUGUUUUCUACUUGUUUGUGUAUGAAACUGAAAGUGUCGAAUUUUCAUUGCUGAAUAAACAGAUUCACAGGAAGUGAUGACCACUGAAUCAGACACAAAACGCAAAAAAUACGCAGAGGUUGACAGGAUCAGCAAUCUACCGGACUUACUUCUCUGCCACAUCCUUUCAUUUCUCCCAACCAAACAGUCCGUCGCCACAACAAUAUUGUCGACUAGGUGGAAGCCGCUCUGGACUAUGGUCCCUGUUCUUGAUUUCGAAGACAUCAAAAGACAGAACCAAGACGAUGCUGCUGAGUCUAAUGAUGGUAUGACCUUUACACAUUUUGUAUGGAGAGUUUAUGCUCUCCGCAAACCCAUACAUGUGAAGAAAUUAAAACUCCAAUUCCACAACCGUUCUGUUGUGGAUCCAAUCUAUGUCCGUACAUGGAUUUCUUAUGCAAUAGGGCAUCACCUCGAAGAACUCAGACUCUACCUCUUAGGUAAUCUUAGCCAACCAGUUGAGUUGCCUCAAAGUUUUUAUAAUUCCGAGUCACUGAAGGUUUUGAGACUGGAUGGUGAAGUCCUUCUCAAUUGUCCUUCAUUCGUUCAUUUUCCGAAUCUCGAGCAUCUUUUUCUUGGAUUUGGAAUCAAGUAUGCAAAUGAUGACUGUUUUCGUAGGCUCAUAAGUUGUUCUUCUCACUUAAAAAACUUGUUUGUCUUCAGUGAUCCAAAAGAUAAGAAUGUUAGAUUCAAGCUUGAUAUAAAUGCACCCAUUCUUAAGUAUCUUUUUCUCUGGGGUCGAGAUUGCCAAGAUUAUUUGCUUGAAAACGUGACUAAUGUUGUUAAAGCGUAUGUUUAUUUACUUGGACUCCGGCACAAUGAUGAGCAUGAAAAUUACGGUCACUGCAUACUCAAGCUUCUCAGAGCGAUCCCUAAUGUUAAAACUUUGACAUUGCAUUUCACCAAGGGUCUUAGCUUUGCUUUUACAUAUGAUAUUCCAAAAUUUAAUAAUCUGAGAUUGUUGGAACUUAGAGUUAGUUGCUGCGAAUGGCAGCUACUACCAAAAUUCCUCGAAAGUGCUCCUAAUCUUGAGAAUCUUUUUCUUAAAAAGGUAAAUACUGAAGGACCACAUGAGUCAUGCUGGACAGAGCCACCACAUGUUCCUAAAUGUCUAACAUCACACCUUCAGAGUUUUUAUUUUUUAGGAUUUAGAAGCUUGGAUCAUGAGCUGGAACUCGUAAAAUAUAUUCUAAACAAUGCGAAAGUCUUGAAAACAAUGGGAAUACAAACUGGCUUAUCGGAUUUUGAGGAAAACUUUCUUAUUCUCAAGAAGUUGCCAGGGUUUCCAAGGUGCUCUUUGACAUGUCGACUUGAAUUUUCAACAGUAUACUCUCCCUCUCUUUCUCUCUCUCUUACUGUAUCUGACUCUAGUCAACCAUCUUUAUUAUUGGGAUCUUCUAAGGAAACAAUGGCACAAUAUCCUCCAAGCAAUCGCUCCCCUGAUACCAAAUCUGGACUUUGACAACCACCAUUACUAUUAGAGCUCUCGGAGGAAUAAUCACUCUCUUUUAUAAUUGAUUGUAUAUGUUUAUAAUUCUCUCUUUUAUAUAUAUAUAUAUAUAUAUAUAUAUAUUUUUUUUAAUAUCUGAGAUGGAAAUCCCACUCCACCUUAAUCUUAGAAUAUGUGUGUGAACUCUCUUCUAGAAACUUAAACCCUGUUUCUCGGCCCCCAACCCCCUUCCCUCACCCCACAAGAAUUUAAACUUGUAAAGUAAGCAUCACAUCAAAAGUACGUGACUGUGCAGUUGUGUAUAUGUUUAUAAUUCUGACUAUGUAGAGAUAUAAGACAUUUUGUACCAUAACAGGAGAGGUACUCACAUUAUAUAUGUAAGGAAAUAUACAAUAAUUUCCCUCAA
This is a messenger RNA of Quercus robur (English oak), 3613 nucleotides long. RefSeq names its product F-box/FBD/LRR-repeat protein At4g26340-like. Bases 1795 to 3219 code for a protein of 474 amino acids. Lineage: Eukaryota; Viridiplantae; Streptophyta; Magnoliopsida; Fagales; Fagaceae. The record is from RefSeq and is a predicted model, not a curated record. The transcript is spliced from 4 exons. Gene Ontology annotation, molecular function: protein binding.